Molecule: messenger RNA, 1578 nt
Organism: Sebastes umbrosus (honeycomb rockfish)
Lineage: Eukaryota; Metazoa; Chordata; Actinopteri; Perciformes; Sebastidae
Gene: mid1ip1l
Product: MID1 interacting protein 1, like
Exons: 3
Coding region: 364-873 (169 amino acids)
Biological process (GO): regulation of lipid biosynthetic process
Cellular component (GO): cytosol
Source: RefSeq, a predicted model, not a curated record
UUCUUAUAAUUAAUCAAAUACACCUGUGAGUGUGCUCUGCUCUCACACAUGCAGGUAAACCUGAAGGACUGACACCUCAGUGUGGAGGAUUAGUGGCACUAUUUCAUGUUAAAGGUGAAGCAUUAUCAGCCGGCUAGUCGGGUAUAAAAGCAGCUCAAGUCGUCAGUCUUGUUGGGGAAAUAUUGUACUUUCCUUCACGGCGGGUGGUGAGCAGCAGAGAGGCUGAAGAAGACUUGAGUUUAUCAAACCAGCAACACCAAGAAACAUCCUCUCCUCAGGUUACCUCGUGGUUCAGCUCUGCCUUUUCUAAAACUACCACCACCUGCCAGUUAACCAAGCCAAGCCCCCAAAAAAGCCUUCAAAAUGAUGCAAAUCGACUCGGCCAGCAACAAGCACUCCCUCAUCAACGUCAUGCACCGCUUCAUAGCAGCCGCCAACAACAUGGACGAGACCAUCAUGGUUCCCAGCCUGCUGCGAGACGUGCCCCUGGAGGAGCGUGCAGCCGGCGAGACGGAGCCCAACAACAACAGCAGCAACAACCGCCACGAUGACGACAACCUGGAACCGCCGUGCCCCAACAAGCAGAGGGACAUGUACGAGCACUACCUGCUCCUCAAGUCCAUAAAGAACGACAUGGAGUGGGGUCUGCUGAAGAGGGAGAUGAGCGGCGGCGCCAGCUUCCUGGAGAUGGCGGUGAAGCAGGAGGAGGUCAGCGGCGGGGAGCUGCAUCCCGACGACAACUCGGACCUGGAGAACCAGUUUCACUAUCACCUCAGGGGACUGUUUGGAGUUCUGUCCAAGCUCACGUUGCAGGCCGACCACCUCACCAACCGGUACAAGAGGGAAAUCGGAGGCGGAAACUUCAUGAGAUAGAAGUCACUACAUUUUUUCUUCUCUUCCCCCCCAACCCCCGGACUGCUUGACUUGCACAAUGGGAUGUGUUGAGAAGGGACCCCCCAUCUCUUCCUAAUAGAUCUCAAUGGACGGUGAACUGACCAGGGCAACCACUUUGUGACUUCUCUCACUCCUCCUGAGCACUCCAACGAUCCCCUACCUGAAACCGGUGACGCCUGCACCGACAUGUCCCUCCUUACAGUACGGGAGGUCGACACUUACGUGCACGGUGGAGGUUUUUAUUGAAUCUGUUCCCCAAAAAGUCCAGAUGAAGCGCAGCUCUGGUUUAUGCAGACACUUGCCCUCUUUUUUUUUUUUUUUUUUUUUUUUUUUUUUGUCUUUUCAUUUCAAAAGUUUGUUACCAGAUUGAGAAUAAAAAGAAGGUUUCUGACUGUAUAGGAGAAAUUGAAUGCUGGUUAUUCUGUCCCUCCUUUUCUUUUCUUUUUAAAUGAUUUUAGCGCUGAGCUGAAGGGCUCCUCUUACCUGCUGAGGUUUUAAAUCUUUCCACUUACUGUAACAUGGCGUGCCUUGACUUUUUGUAUACCCCUCAUGCCCUGUUCAGUUACUCCACCAUUGUCUCGACUGCUAAAAACGGUUCAUCAAAGGUGUUCAUUAUUCAUUUGUUUGUCCUUGGAUAUUUCAAAAUUUUAUAUUAAAGUAGAAAUAAAUAAUUGGAAACUUUGA